UGAUGUCUGUCAUCGAGAUUUUGAAGGACUUCCUUUGGUCUUUUACGUCAAAAGAACGUGAACAUCUGUCCGAAUUCGUACUGAAUGCACGAAAUUCGAAUGUGAUAUACAUGUUUAUUAAAGAAAACAAUGGUGAAAAAAAAGGAUUUUGGACAAUAACCAACGAUUUUUGUAAAUCAGGGUUAUGUCAAACCAUCCUAGAUCGUUUAUGCAUGAAGCAUGAAAACAAAUCAAACACUGUCGUAUGGAACCCUAAUAGUAACCCGACUGAUUUGCAUAAUCUGAUUAAAAAAGAGAAGGUACGUUCAAAUCCUCAAUUGGCCAGUCAGAAAUGUUCUAUUUGCCCGGAAACGGGUUGCCCAUUCGAACUCAGCCGACAAGGUGUUUCUUUGAUUCAUGACAAGCAACAACAUGGGAAUGUUGAUAAGUUCUACUGGGAGAUUGCAAACAUGUUCAUGUUCCGUGGAAAUGAAAAAAAUAAUUUCCCGAACACUGGGCCUGAAGAUACAGACACUGCGUUGAUUUUCAAGCUAAUGAAGAAUUGCAAUUUGUUCUCCAUAGAUGACAAUGGAAUUUACGACGAGUUACUUGAUGUGAGAAAUUUGUUGAUGCACAGUGCUGAUAACCGCUUGACGAGCGAAGCUUUGGAUGAAUGCUUCAAGCGUAUGGAAAGUAUACUGAAAAAGGAAAAGUUCUUAAACUGGUAUAGCAGAAAGGCCGUUGAGGAACUUAAAAAGUUAAAAGACAUGAAAAUAAUAAUCUCAAAAAUGUCACCUGAAGAGAGUACGAUUGUCAAAGAGGCAUUUUCAAAGCAACGUGAAGCUUUAAAAUUUGACAUCGAGGUGGCAGACUCAUUGGAAAACAAAAUAUAUUUAGGAGGCAUCCUGAAUGCAAGCAUAAGAAAGGAACAGAGCAUCCGU
Messenger RNA from Ruditapes philippinarum (Manila clam), 920 nucleotides. RefSeq lists its product as uncharacterized. The record is from RefSeq and is a predicted model, not a curated record. NCBI's taxonomy places the organism in Eukaryota, Metazoa, Mollusca, Bivalvia, Venerida, Veneridae. The annotation marks the transcript as partial. The transcript is spliced from 3 exons.